AUGUCGGACAGCAACAUACCCGAUCUGUCAAGUGAAGAGUCUCAACACCACGCACUCGACACUGUUCACCAUCACCAAGUUGAAUCUCAAUCCCAACAUCUAGACGCCCAACUGAUAAACCUUGGGGAUCUUGGAAUUGAUAAGGCGUAUGCAGAUCAUCAAGAUGCCGUCAAUGGUAAAUCACAGCUCAAUAGCAAAGCGUCGUCAGCGACAACGCAACCUAUCAAAAGACCACCAUCGUUGAUUCGUUCGCAAACAGUGAACGGAAGUAUGCCUACUAUAACUAAGGAGCUGCACGUUAAAAGGUCAUUAAGCUCUGGGUAUAACCAGGCAGCAACAAGGUCAGUGGCUAACUCGGGUAACAAGGUACAUUUUCCAAGUACCACGUCUCCUAAUAAUACCAAAACGCCUCAUGCUAUAACCGCUCAUAGUCCGGCUGCUGUUAGCAGGUCCCCUAGUACCUCAGUAGUGAGAACAAGGUCAAGUUCAUUAACCAAAACACAACUGCAGCCUAUGUCGUCACAGUACUUAGCACAAGAAAAGACGUAUUUGCGAAAGCUAAAAAAUCAAUUUGCCGAUGAUUAUUAUACCAAAGGUAUUACAGGAGCUGAUGAUGAAAGCAAGGACUCGAUGGAUGAUGAAGAUGACGACGAGGGAUAUGACUCUGCAUCAAACAAUGGGGACAAUGCGACAUUGUUGGCGGCAAUUGACGAUGAUAAGUACCAAAUUGAUUAUAGUAUGGCCGUGUCAUUGAUGAAAAACUCCAGCCUCAAUCUUCAAAAAAUUUCAAACCUCAGGACGGAUACUACUGAUGAUCCUGCCGUGGUUGAAAGGCUAGACUGGCAGUCGAUGUUGACGUCUGUAUUGACAGGUGAUGUUGUGCGGUCAGAAAAGACAAAGAUCAUAAAUACAAAUAAUCCAGACAAUCCACUUGAGAGCUAUGUACAUUCUACAUUCAAAGAGAAUAUAUGGUUCGGAAUCAGAGCCAAAAUUUUUAAUAGAACUGAGGAUGAUCAGAGAAAGAUUGUGGCAUAUAGGCGAACAUUGGUUGAGCAGUUGAUUGAAGAUAUCAUGCAGUUUGAGGUGAACUACGAUGGCUCCACAAGGAACCCUAUCAGAGAACAAGUCGAGACCAUUUUGGACCGGUAUGAUGAGGCGUGCGGCCUUUGGAGGACUUUGGAAGAGAUGCGCAAUGACAAGCCGGCAUGUCGUAGUGAAGAGUUUCAAAAUAGAAUUGACGCCUUAACCGCUUGGCUAUCUAUAACUGAUGCUAUUAAAAGGGAGACGCAAUCCUUAAGAGUAUGGAUCGGUAAUGACGAAUUAGAUAUUACAAAAUCACCCGUCGAAGUUCCCAGCAGAAGCUCUUCCUUGUCGAAUAGCAAGAUUGUUAAGGAGAUUUUCGACGAAGAUAACAAGUCACUAGCAGAGAGAUUGAUGAAAGAAAAAGACGUGCAUACCAUAUUCAAAAAGCGUAUAUUUAAACCAUUAUCACCAUGGAUGAUAAAGUCCAAGGAUACUUAUAUUCGUUUGGGGAACAUGUUUGAGAUAAUGAAGCUUCCUGAUUAUCUUCACGAUUUGAUUCAAAUUUGUAUUAUUCCCAUGAAGUUGAUCAAAGAGAUUAUAAAUGUCAGAUUGGGUUACGCGAUGAAGUUACAAAACCCAACGUUAAUGAUGAUUGACCAAAUGUUGGAUGACUUUCAAUCCUAUAUUACAAUUGCAUUAGAGGUAAAGCUGGGUGUCCAACAGUAUAAAGAACCAGACCCACAUAAAAUUUGGCUUUUAAGUGAUUUAUUCGAUGGUGAAGUCACCGAUUUCGAUGCAGUUAUUCUCAGAUGCAUCCGUUAUUUCUUAGUGUUGUUUAACAAGAAAUUGUUGGAUAGCUCAAGAUCACAAAACAGUUUUAGAACUUUUAAGGAGCCGGAAGAGUUGGAAGAAGUAUGGCUUUUCUUACAAUCGUUAGGAAACUACAUUGAUGGAGGCGGUGUUGUUGUCUCUGAAGAGAUUGCGUUGUUGACCCUGCGAUUGAAUCAUCGCCUAUUAGCAUAUUUUAACCAUUCCAUAAGGUCGCCUCCUCAUACGGAAUCCUCACAGGAUUUAAUCCGAUGGUAUAGCUCGACUUUGAGUAACUUCGGGCAAAUACGUCGUAAGUUGGCGAGAUUUACUGGGGAUAUUUCCAGAUCAUUCACAAACUCAUUGGUAUUUGAACUACCUGAUCAACCUCAUCAAAAUAAUACAAAAAUAUUGCUCGAUGUGUUGCGGGCAACAGAUCACUUCUUGGUGUAUACCAACACUAUAGAGUCGCAGGGAACAUACUUUUUCGCGAGCUCGGAUCUAGCGGGCAAUGAGCUGGAGAUAAUGAAAAUAAUCAAUGGGUCAUAUGUUGGCUUGGAUCCUAGUACAAAGAAGUCCAAUUUUACGGAGCUACUGAAUUUACUUCAAAGUUCGUGGAACAUAACAAACGAGAAAGUUGAAGAUCCCCUGAAACUUGGGUAUGUUUUGGCUCUUUGUCCGAUGAAACCAAUAGUUUGGGAAGGUACCGUAUUCAAUGUCAGUGUUGAGUCUGUCCCCACAACAGAACUUAAAAAUGGUCAGUUGGCACUCAUUUCUAAAAUUCCCUACUUUGAAUUACAUUUGGUUCGAGACAGGUUUUUGGAUCUUGUUAGUGACGUUUUGGUUGUGGGUGGUGGUAUAAAACCGAUUGAACAGCGAUGCUCCCUUGCAAAAGUUCAUUAUGAGUUGACGAAAACAAACAAGGCAUUUUUCCGUAUGAGUUUAUCGGUUUUGGACUCAGUAAAGACUGUCCUGAACAAGUUUAGACAAUUGAAUACCACCGGUGAUUAUCAAACUGUUGUCAACAACUACUUUGUUUUCGCUCGUGAUUAUGGAAAAAACGCAGCUAGAAAUUUGGACUUGUCUCGAAAGUCUGCAGUCAUUAUGAAAUUGAUACAAUUGGCAAUUGACUGGGUUAGUUUCAUUUGUGAUGAUUGUGUCCCCACUGAUAGGAAAACGUUUAGGUGGUGUGUUUUGGCAUUGGAAUUUGCGAUGGAUAUGACCCGCGGGUUCAACAUAUUGUUUUUAAAUGACGAACAAUUCAGUAAAUUGAAGGUUAAAGUUGCGAGAUGUAUGUCCUUGCUCAUUUCACAUUUCGAUAUUAUGGGAGCAAGAUCCAGUGAAGCUGAGAAAAACAAGCUUUUGAAGUGGACUUCGCAGAGACAGAAUAUUGCCAAUUCGCAAAAUGAUGAUUACGCGUACGAAAUGUACCAUGAAGAAGUGAUGCAACAAAUUGCCGAGAUUGAACAGUAUAGAUCUGAACUUCUGAAUGAAUACCAGUCGGUGGGUAAGGUGAUCGACAAGAGUGACCUGGAGUAUCAGUUUGUCACAUUGUUGGCAUCUUCAUUCUCCAGUGUUUCUAUUAGAUGGCAAAAAGGAAAAUACAUCGGGGGAGGUACUUUUGGUCAAGUUUUUGCGGCAGUUAAUUUGGAUACCGGGGGUGUAAUGGCGGUGAAGGAGAUUAGAUUUCACGAUAGUCAGUCCAUUAAGAGCAUCGUUCCGCAAAUCAAAGAAGAAAUGACGGUAUUGGAAAUGUUGAAUCAUCCAAAUGUGGUGCAGUAUUUUGGAGUGGAAGUGCAUCGUGAUAAAGUUUACAUUUUCAUGGAAUUUUGCGAAGGUGGUUCACUUGCUGGUCUUUUAACCCAUGGUCGUAUUGAGGACGAAAUGGUUAUUCAAGUUUAUACCUUGCAAAUGUUGGAAGGUGUAGCAUACUUGCACCAGUCGGGAGUUGUCCAUAGAGAUAUCAAGCCAGAAAACAUUUUACUCGAUCACAACGGAGUUAUCAAGUUUGUUGAUUUUGGUGCCGCUAAAGUUAUCGCAAACAGUGGCAGAACAAGAGUCUCUACAAAAUCAAUUCGUCCAGUUACAGGUACUGACAAUCAGAGUUUAAAUUCCAUGACUGGUACCCCGAUGUACAUGUCGCCUGAAGUGAUUACAGGCUCCUCCACCGAUCGUAGUGGCGUUGUUGAUAUCUGGUCACUAGGAUGCUGUGUGUUGGAAAUGGCAACCGGGCGUAGACCAUGGGCAAAUCUAGACAAUGAAUGGGCUAUAAUGUAUCAUAUUGCCGCUGGUCACAAACCACCAUUACCAUCACCAGAUCAAUUGAGUGAAGAAGGAAGACGGUUUAUAUCACGAUGCCUUGUCCAUGACCCUGCGAAAAGACCCAGCGCUGCUGAGUUGUUGAAUGAUCCAUGGAUGGUUUCAAUUAGACAGAUUGCAUUUGGUGGCAGUGGGUCAGAAUAUAGCACACCUUCGUCUGAGAAUGGAAACUCUGGCGCAAGUCAGUGA
Lodderomyces parapsilosis is the source of this 4338-nucleotide messenger RNA. It is a transcript of the gene SSK2, whose product is annotated as mitogen-activated protein kinase kinase kinase. Bases 1 to 4338 code for a protein of 1445 amino acids. Gene Ontology annotation, molecular function: MAP kinase kinase kinase activity; ATP binding. Lineage: Eukaryota; Fungi; Ascomycota; Pichiomycetes; Serinales; Debaryomycetaceae. Gene Ontology annotation, biological process: protein phosphorylation; stress-activated MAPK cascade. Gene Ontology annotation, cellular component: cytoplasm. The record is from RefSeq and is a predicted model, not a curated record. The transcript has a single exon.